This is a messenger RNA of Ectocarpus sp. CCAP 1310/34, 797 nucleotides long. Lineage: Eukaryota; Phaeophyceae; Ectocarpales; Ectocarpaceae. The record is from the annotation of a GenBank genome assembly.
AUGAGCAUGGAUGAAAUGAGAAUUGAAAACGGCCGAGAAACAUCGGAAUGGAAAAUACCCGAGAGAAAGGGUGUGAGAAGACGGCCGAGAAACAUCGGAAUAGAAAAUACCCGAGAGAAAGGGCGUGAGCAUGGCCGAAAUGAGAACGGCAAACGGCCGAGAAACACCGAAAGAGAAGACCCGAGAGAAAGGGCGGGAGCAUGGCUGACAGGAGAAUGAAGAUGGCCGAGAAAUACCGAAAAAUAGAAAGCACCCGAGAGAAAGGGUAUGAGCAUGGCUGAAAUGAGAAUCGAAAAAUGGCCGAGAAACAUCGGGAGAGAGCAGGACCGAAAAGAAAACACCUCGAGAGAGAGGGCGUGAGCAUCGCUGAAAUGGGUUGAGACACCUGAAAAGAAAGAAGAGCCGACAAGGAAAAUACCCUUAGAGGAAAGGGUGUGAGCAUGGCCGACAAGAGAAUUGGAAAGGGACUGGGAAACAAAGUCAGGAACCAAAGAAGAAAAUAUUCCGAGAGAAAAGGGGGUAUGAUCAUGGAAAAUAUGGGCGGGCUGAAAAAGAAAUUUGAAAGGGCAGAUAAAGGAAUAAGCCGAGAUAAGGCCAGUUAUUAUGGAAAGGAUUCCCGACUGCGANGAAAGGGCCAGUUAUUAUGGAAAGGAUUCCCGACUGCGAGUCCCGAAAUUACGCCUAUUACGCACUUGGUUGGAAAAAACACACCAACGCGCUUUGUCGAUCAGUACUCGCCUCAUAGAGACCCGUUUGCGAUGAAACCUUCGAGGCUGUAUGCUAGAUUACUGUGCUCU